AUGUCCAAGAAAUUGACCGACGAAGAGCUGCUCGCCCAGUUCGAGGACAUUCCCUCGGCUGAUAGUACCGCUCCUUCGUCAGCCAAACCUUCUUCUGGAACUGUCGACGAUGACGACCCGCUAGCAGAGCUCAGCGCCCUGGCAGCUGCCCGCCCUGUUUCCCGCCCAGAGACCCCUCGUCUAUCCACCGCCUCUACAGCCUCAGGGACCAAGUCCAAACCUGAACACACUCCUCAGAGCUCCGGCCCACCCAGCGGACGCACCAGCGAAGAUCGAUCCAAGACACGCAAGAGUACCGAGAGCGCUCGCAGCUACCACCAAAGUCAAACGCCUAAUGAUCAGCCUGAACAGCGACAAGAGGCCCAGCAAGAACAAAAAGCACAAAGCACUGGUGGCGGUUGGGGCUUUGGUGGAUGGGGAGCCAGCGUCUUCAGUGCCGCCAGUGCUGCUGUGAAGCAAGCAGAAGCUGCCGUCAAGGAGGUGCGCGGCAAUCCUGAAGUCCUCAAGUAUGCUGAACAGCUGCGUCACAACGUCAAUGUCGAGAGCUUGAAGGCAUAUGGAGGCAACGUGCGUAACAUGGCUCUGCCCACCUUUACCUCUCUACUUGAGACGAUCGCUCCUCCCAUCGCACAGCACGAGCGCUUGAUCAUUCACACCACACACGAUCUCCAAGCAUACCCAUCUCUUGACCCAAUCAUCUACGAGGUCUUCUCGCGCGUCAUGCAACAAGUCGAAGGCGGCGACUUGCUUGUCAUUCAGCGAGGCUCAGAGUCUCGCCAACGCGGCCGUAGCUCCUCCGAACUGGCCUACCGCGGAAACAUUCUUGGAACAGGAAGCGGUGCAUGGACCGAUGGCCCUUGGUGGCGCGAACAAGCCUCACAACGCAGCUUAGGUGCAGUCAAAGGUCUGACUGAAGGCACCAAGCUCUGUCGCGCCAACGCUGAAGCCUACGCAACCGACUUCUUCUCCUCUCGCGGCGGCAUUGAAGAAGUUGCAAAACAAGCUACGCAGACCCUCUCAGAAUCCAACCCCGUCCGCAGCUCCGACAUCUUCCUCGCCAUCCAACCCGUCACACAAGCUGCUGCCAAAGAACUCUUUGCAGCAGGCCCCAAGCCCGAUGAGCCUAAGAGCGACGUCGUCGAGCCUGACGCAGACGAGGAGACCACUCUUUUCGCUAUCUACCUUCACGAUCCCAUUCACUCUCUAUCCUUCUCUUCCCUAUCACAAUCCUUCCCGGCACAAUGGGCCCAAUGGCUCGACGCCUCGUCACCCAAUCCUGAAGACCCCGAUACUCUUCCCGACAGCAUUCGCGAGAUUGUCGAAUCUGGCGGCAUCGACCCUCGUGAAUGGGUCUCAGAAUGGAUCCAGGACACCUUGAAUCUCGCCAUCGGUGUUGUGGCUCAAAGAUAUGUGGCAAAGAGAAUGGGAGUUGGUGAGGGCGGUAUCGGCAAAGGCAAGGCCAGACAAAGAGCGGAAGAAACAGACGCUGCUGGGGAGGCUGCUAGAGCCAUCUAG
Molecule: messenger RNA, 1515 nt
Organism: Aureobasidium musti
Lineage: Eukaryota; Fungi; Ascomycota; Dothideomycetes; Dothideales; Saccotheciaceae
Source: the annotation of a GenBank genome assembly